This is a messenger RNA of Hydractinia symbiolongicarpus, 2593 nucleotides long. RefSeq names its product procollagen-lysine,2-oxoglutarate 5-dioxygenase 1-like. Gene Ontology annotation, cellular component: endoplasmic reticulum. The coding region runs from base 88 to 2256 and encodes 722 amino acids. Gene Ontology annotation, molecular function: procollagen-lysine 5-dioxygenase activity; iron ion binding; L-ascorbic acid binding. Gene Ontology annotation, biological process: peptidyl-lysine hydroxylation. NCBI's taxonomy places the organism in Eukaryota, Metazoa, Cnidaria, Hydrozoa, Anthoathecata, Hydractiniidae. The record is from RefSeq and is a predicted model, not a curated record. The transcript is spliced from 19 exons.
UGAGAGUUCUUAAAAGUUCACAGUUUUGGAAGUUUAGGCUGUCAGUCAGUGAACGUUGAUUUUCGAGUUGAAAAAAGAACUUGAAAAAUGAAUGGACACGUGUAUUUUAUCCACAUUAUUUUUACGCUAUUGGCAUUGACAAACUCUAGUGAAGAUGUUCGACUAAAAGUGAUAACAGUAGCUACUGAUGAAACCGAUGGUUACCACAGGUUUUUGAGAUCAGCAAAAAUAUAUGGACUUGAUGUGGAGGUAUUUGGACUUCAUCAAGAAUGGUUGGGUGGAGAUAUGGCCAAUGGACCUGGAGGUGGUCAUAAAAUUAACAUAUUGAGAAAUGGUAUUAAGAAAUAUAAAAAUGAAAAAGAUCUUCUCCUGAUGUUUACUGACAGUUAUGAUGUUGUUUUUACUGGUGGUGAAAAAGAAAUAUUUGAGAAAUAUAAAUCUGCAAAUGCUGAAGUUUUGAUUUCAUCUGAAGAUUUUUGCUGGCCUGACAAAUCAUUAGCAGCUAAGUACCCACCAGUUUCUACUGGUUACAAAUUUCUAUGCUCUGGAGGGAUAAUUGGUUAUGCAUCAACAAUUUACGAGUUAUUGACUUUAAAGCAAGUUGAUCACACCGAUGAUGAUCAACUAUAUUACACACAUAUAUACUUGGAACAACGAGAAAAUUACAACAUUAAGUUGGAUCACACUGCAAACAUUUUUCAAAACCUUAAUGGAAAUAAAGACCAUGUGGAACUAAGAUUUGAUGGUGCAAAUGCGAAAGUAUUGAACACAAAAUUUAAUACAUUACCCAUUGCCAUUCAUGGUAAUGGACCAAGCAAAGAUUAUCUAAACCAUUUGGCUAACUACAUCUCUAAUUCAUGGAGUUUUGAAAAAGGCUGUACAAGUUGCAAAGAAAACACUUACUUACUAAAUGAUAUUAAAGUUCAACAAUGGCCUAACAUACUGAUUGGACUUUAUAUACCAGCACCUACACCAUUUGUUUCCUCCUAUUUGGAACAAAUUUCAAACCUGGAAUAUCCUAAAGACAAAAUAGAUAUUUUUCUUCACAGUAUUGAUCCCCAUCAUAACCAUGAUAUUGAAGAAUGGAUGAAAAUUUAUGAAGAUAAAUACAGAUCGUUCACUUUUAAAGGACCUCAUAGUUUCCUUAGUGAAAAAGAAGGUCGAAAUACUGGCAUUGGACAUUGUAAAAAAGUCAAAUGUGACUAUUACUUCUCUGUGGACGCUGAUGUGUCGCUUACAAACAGAAAUACGCUCCAAAUUCUCCUUCAGCAAAAUAGGACCUUUUUAGUUCCCAAACUGUCAAAACCAGGCAAAUUGUGGUCCAAUUUCUGGGGUGCAGUUGGUUCUGAUGGAUUCUAUGCACGUUCACCUGAUUAUAUCGAUAUUGUAAAAUACGUUCGAAGAGGAGUUUGGAAUGUGCCAUUUGUGUCCAAUAUUUAUUUGAUUAAAUCAUCAACUAUUGAUCAAAUGGUUGUUAAUCCGUUUUUCUCUGUCAAUGUUGACCAGGACAUGACUUUCAGUGCUAAUGCAAGGAAGAGGGGUAUUUUUAUGUACGUAACAAACUUGGAUUACUUUGGUCAUUUGAAAGAAACAUCAACCUACACAACAAACUUCAAACACAAUGAUUUGUAUCAGAUCUUUGACAACAGAUUGGAUUGGGAAGAGCGUUAUCUUCAUCCAAGAUUUCAUGAAUUUCUUGAUUUAAACUCGAAAGAAUAUCAGCCUUGUCCAGAUGUUUAUUGGUUUCCUUUCACCUCAAGAAACUUUACAAAACAUCUUGUCGAAGAAUGUGAAUUUUAUGGGCAAUGGUCAGGUGGCAAAAAUAAGGAUAACAGAAUCUCAGGUGGUUAUGAAAAUGUUCCAACUGUUGAUAUCCACAUGAAUCAGAUUGGUUUUGAAAAACAAUGGCUCACCAUGCUUAAAGAUUACGUAUCCAAGAUGGUAACACGUUAUUUUAGCGGUUAUCACUCGCACAAUGAAGCAAUUAUGAAUUUCGUUGUGAAAUACACACCUACUGGUCAGUUUUAUCUUCGUCCUCAUCAUGAUGCAUCAACCUUCACUAUAAAUAUGGCGCUCAAUGACAAGGGAAUUGACUAUGAGGGCGGAGGCGCAAGAUUCUUGCGGUACAAUUGCAGUGUACCAGACACUGAAAAUGGCUGGGCGUUAAUGCAUCCAGGUCGAUUAACACAUCAACACGAAGGGCUUGAAACAACGAAGGGGACAAGAUACAUCAUGGUUUCCUUCAUCGAUCCUUGAACAGAAUUACAGAGAAUUGAGAUUUUUUAUCCAGAUUUUUGAAGCUCGGCGAUUAUUUCAAUAUUUAAAUUUUGCAUUAAAGUUUCAUUUAUAAUUUUCGUGAGAUCUUUAUGACGUGAUAAUGAUAUUGUUUUUUGUUUAUUUUAUAUCAUAUAUACGUCUGUUAAUAAUUUUUAGAGACGUAUAAUUAUUAUUUUUAUAUUGUUUAUUUCUAGAUUUAUAUUUUUACUUCGAUUUUUUUUUUAACGCCAACUUUUUAAUAAUUUUUAAGUGUACAAAAAAAACGUAGUAUUUAGUUAUACUUUUAUUUUUGAAUAAAUAUUUAUGUUUUUAAGAA